GCACAGCGCCACCCUGUGAGUCUGGUUGGGAAAACCCGUCUGAGUGUGAUACAUUUUUUAGAAAUGAUAACAAGCAUCUCGGACCCGCAUAGAGAUUAACAGUCAGUACUUGUCGUAUUAAUAGAUGUUUUAUCUGACUGUGCCUGGGGGUUACACUGACAGACGGUCACCGUGAGCUCACAUCCCUGGCAGCUUUCGCCCCCAUAGCCAAAACCGAAGGGGACGUGGGAUGUAGCAGCAGAAAUGUUACCCAGCUAUUGCUACCUUUGAUGGGGGUAAAAGCUGCUUCGAUACAAACAAGCGGUCCAAGCUAGGUGACCGUAUGCUAAGUUGCUGCUUCUGCUGUAGCUAACUUUAGCCUCGUCAGUUUCUGGUCAAGGCCUCUUGAUUCUGCUAGCUACGCUUUGAGAAAUUCAAGGACCAUGGAUUUCCCGGGCCACUUCCAGCAGAUCUUUCAGCAGCUCAACUAUCAGCGUGUCCACGGUCAGCUGUGCGACUGUGUCAUCGUGGUGGGCAGCAGACACUUCAAGGCCCACCGCUCGGUGCUGGCAGCUUGCAGCACCCACUUCAGAGCCCUGUUUACGGUUGCAGAGGGAGAUGCUAGCAUGAACAUGAUCCAGUUGGACAGCGAGGUGGUGACAGCUGAAGCUUUUGCUGCUCUGGUGGACAUGAUGUACACCUCAACGCUGAUGCUGGGGGAGAGCAAUGUCAUGGAUAUGCUCCUUGCAGCCUCACAUCUGCACCUCAACAACGUAGUCAAGGCCUGCAAACACUACCUGACCACGCGCACCCUGCCCAUGUCCCCCUCGUCCGACAGAAGCACCCAUCAUCACCCUCAGCUGGAGCAACAGAGGCACAGGCAGCAGCAGCAAGUAGCAGAUUUAGCAGUGAACCCUACUCUAGCAGCUAAUGCUAACCUCGCAGCAAGCACGGCCACAUCCAAGUUGCAGCGCUCCUUCCUCUUGCAGCAGCUGGGGCUUAGCUUGGUGAGCUCUGCUUUGGGUGGGAUGGAGGAAGACAGAGUUGGAAAUGUAGUUGGCAGUAGUGGGGUCGACCAGAGAGCCUCCUUCCCAAUCCGACGCUUCCAAAAACGCAAGCCCUCCCUGGCCCUGUCAGAGGAGAGACCCAGGCAAAGGCAGCGCCCCUCGGCUCCUAACUUAGGGCUGUUAGGAGAAGCAGGGCUGAGCGUCGAGCGAGAAGAAGGAGCACUACUCUCCCCCGACUCCCACAAGAUGGAGGAUGAAUCCAAAUUGGAUGCCGCUAUCACUGGGCUAGUAGGGGUGUCACAAGAUGAUCCUCAGAUGCCCAGCCAGUCAGACAGUGGGCAUUGUGAGGAGGAGGACUUGGGUAGAAUGCAGGGAGGGGUGAGGAAGGAAGAGGACAUGGAAGACCAGGACCACCAGGUCAACAGAGCAGUUGGGAAGAACAAAUCGGGGACCGAGGAGGAGGAGGCAGAAGAACAGGAACAGAAGGUGGUGGUUAAACGAGAGCCGCUAAGUUCGCCUGAGCCGACUGAUGAAAUCAGUGACGUGACAUCGCAGGCUGAGUCCGGGGGCCAGGAGGAGGAGAAGGCGGAGCUGAGCCCAGAGAGCAGCGACCGCAGCUUCACCACUGAGCCCCAACACAGCUCGGACUCUCUGCUGCAGCCGCUCCUCAAGGGCAGCAUGGGAGGCGGCGCCGGGGUCAAAGGAAGUUUUGGCUGUAAUAGCGGACUGGGUGCCAAACCUGGUUUUAGCAUAUCUAGCUUCCUCAGCCCUAAGGAUUUUGGGCGUGGCGGGGCAGGGUUGGUAGCCGGAGAAGAUGACCUCCCCAACACAACAACUGGCGAUGCUGUAGCACACCACUUCCUGCUCAGACAGGAAGCUGCUGGUUCAUCAGGCUCCGCGUCUUCCUCUCUUCUGAAGUCGGGUCCGCUCAGUGGCGAGAGUCGCAACAGUUUUGGAGACAACCUACACGCGGAUUCUCUGUUCCUCCGCCCCCUGCAUGAUGGUUUAGGGAACCCUAGAGGAAGUGGGGAAAGUGGUAGUUCAGGGCAUGGAGGGGGUGGAGGGGGAGAUCCCUUUGGUUUGGACUUCCAGCGCUCUAGUCUAGGUCUUCACUCCCUGGGGCGACCGUCACGAGGAGCAGGGGGAGUGACUGCCGCUGCUCUGGGUUACCCCGGUUACAGACGUAUUGCUCCGAAAAUGGCCGCUGGCAUGGGAGGAGGAGGAGGAGGAGAAGAGGGAGUGGGUGGUGUUCUCCAGGAUGCUGCCUCUUCCUCCUCAAGUCUGGCAAGUCCUCUGCUCCUAAACGAGAGCGGUGGAUAUGAGAUGAACAAUGGCAGGCCCACCUCCCUCCCCCCUCAGCUGACCCGAGCUUCAGCAGACGUCCUGUCAAAGUGCAAGAAGGCUCUGUCGGAGCAUAACGUCUUGGUGGUUGAGGGAGCUCGGAAAUACGCCUGUAAAAUCUGCUGCAAAACCUUCCUCACCCUGACUGACUGCAAGAAGCACAUCCGCGUCCACACAGGAGAGAAGCCCUAUGCAUGUCUCAAGUGUGGAAAGCGCUUCAGCCAGUCCUCCCACCUGUACAAGCAUUGCAAGACCACCUGUUUGCGCUGGCAGAACAGUAACAUGUCCAAUGCCCUGCUGUAGGACUGAGGUCACAGUGCGGCGGGGCGACCGGAUGAAUACAAAUUAGGAAUCAGUGAUGGGCUGUAUUUAAAAUCCCAAAAGAUGUUUCGAUUUUUCUGAAGCUGUGACAGAGCAGCUGGAUCUGAUCAGCUGUUCUGUCCUGAUGGCAGACCAAAGAUAGGGAUGGUAAUGUAAUCAUACAUCUUCUUUUGCAGGAGAGACCCACGCUGUCAAGUCAGCUAAAGUUAUUGUAAACACAUUUAGAAAGAUUAUAGGGAUGCAGGACAUGCAAAGGGGCCACAUUUGUUACAAUGGAUUCGUCAUAGAGAACCAUGCAUAUACACUGUAUACUCCCCUGUUGUAAUCAUAAGUGUGCUAUGAGGAUUUUCCAUCAGUGUCAAUGCAUGCAGCCUACGGACUUCGCAUAAUAUGGCCAGUCUCGGCUUUUUGAAAGCUGCUACACUGUGAGCUUAAUUGUCUUUCUAAAAGGUAUCAUGUGUGCCCUCUUGCUGUCAAGUGAAAUUUUGUUCAGUUGAUUCCUCAGUGCUGAACAUCUGUAGUUUAUGGUACGCUCAUUGACGCAAAUUUGAGUCUCUGUGAGAGUGUUUGCAGAUGACAGGCAGCUGUGCAGCACCAACAUUAAGAACAAAUAUUAUGUAAAAUAGUGUGCUUAUGUGUCGAUUUGUAAUCGCGCAUUUGUAAAACAUGUAGCAGCAUCCCACAUCAGACUGUGCCUUGUUCUGUGCAAGGCAGUCCUAUAGACAGGACUAACUGAUUCAGAUUCAGUUUGUGCACCAGAUAUAAUGCCUGUAAGUACUCAAAACUGUUGAUGGUUGUGUGCUCUUGAUAGUCUGCUGUACAAAAAGGUGGAAAGAUUCAGUCCUGUGAGGUGGGCCGAUGUAAUGCUGAAAUCUGUCACUUUUUGCAAGUUCAACCAACAGUUCAACCUUUCUCAAUAGCUGAUAAUGGAUAGUUAUGCAUAUUCAACCAUCAAGUCAGGUCAGUGUUUGUCCCCUGUAGUUACCUUUCAGGCCAACCCCUUUGAAUUACCAUCGUCAGAAGUGUUGAUGAGCUCAGUUAAAAUUGUGUCAACUUGGAGCAUGGUUUUAUUAAAAGCUGGAAAAAAAUCUUUCACUGGGCCUUGCAGCAUUUUUUGCAUUAUAUCACCAUUUUAUUACCGAGAUAACAACUUCACAGGAAAAUGCGCUGUAAAUGCACCUUAUUUUGUGUCAUGAUGUGCAAGACUUGCACAUUUGUUGUGAUUUUCAAUUGUAUAAAAUAUGGUAUUUAGCGACUUUCCCAUCUUAUUGGUUACGGACUGUGAACUGUGAACAUUUCAGCUGUGGUUCAACAAGUGUACUGACUGUCCAGACAUUAGCAAAGUUUCCCUGGUCGCCGGUGUUGUUGUGUGUCUGUUUAUUAAAAGGGUAAUGAAGUUUUCGUUGAGAGGCAGUGUUGUCUGAAGAAAAAUGUCUAGUUUGCUGAGGUUCAGCAUGUGUUGAAAAGUGCUUUAGAAAUGUAAAUAUUACACAUUUGUGGUUGAUUUAAUCAUAUUUCUCUUGGAGGAGAGACAAAACAACUCUUAAAGAACUAAAAACUGUGUAUAAGUUUGCUACUGUACUUGAUGUCAGUGCUUUAUACAUGUCUCUUUAUACAUCUAAUGUUGCAUCUUUUACAAAAGCACUUAGACAAAUCGUUCUUUUUAUAAUAUGUUUACUAGAAUGUUGAACUAUGUGAAAACGUUGCUGUUUUGCAAUUAACCAACUCUACCAGCUCUCGGGGUUAUUUGCUUCUUUACAGAACCAUCAGGAUGAGUUUGCUAGCUAAAGGUUGUAGCAUUUCUGCUGGCAGGUGAUCUAUAACACAUGAUUACCACAGUUUGUGAAAUGCAAAUACACAAAAAUUAAGAAAAUAAUUUGACAGGGUCUCCUGUAAUUGUUUUUAUGUUAAUUUCAGGAGUUUUAGCUGUUUUGUAUGUAACUUAAUGUCUACCUGUAACUUGGUUACUGUAGGUAUGAUAACUAUGUUUCAAUUGGCGAGUUGUGUAAGAUUUAAAGAUAACAGACAUGCUGUGAAGGAAUCAAAAUUUGCAGCUCAUAGAAAAUGACAUAUAAAUGAUUUGCCUGACUCCUGCAUUGUUGUGAAUGAGAGGGGCUUCAUUAGGAGACCGUUGGUUGAUUGAAAUCCGUGUUCAUGCAGUGUUCUGUUUGAGUUCUGUUUUAUGAACCAAAAUGAAAAAAAUACAUGUUUGCCUUUGUGUAUGCUUAAUUGCUUGCUGUGUUGCGUCAUCUUCCAAUGAGAAACACAUUGUCAUUGCAGUAAUUUCUAGUCGGCACCUUAUUGUACUGUACAGUCAUUAUUACACUGUUAGCCUGUACAAAAUGACAUGUCUUUUAUGUUAAUGGGUAAUCUUGACUUUUUUACUUCAGAAGAAUAAUCGCCCUGUUUGCCCUGUAAACAUAAGCUAGCCAACCGUUUGCCCUGUAAUUCUUGACACCAUGGAAUCAAUAGUAAAGUCGUUGAAGCUUGGCCACCGAAUUUAAAAUGAAUACUGAUCUAAAAUCUGUUCCUCUUUGUUGCUUACUCACAUCCAGCCUCCUCCACACUCUGGAAUGAGGGAUAUGCUCUUGAGAAAAGCAGAGUUGUAGGGGAGAAAUGGCUUCCACGCAGUGGUCUGUUAAAGCGUAACUCUUGCCAAAAUGCAACCUAGGGUCUUUUUGUGAAUGUA
This is a messenger RNA of Perca flavescens (yellow perch), 5337 nucleotides long. It is a transcript of the gene zbtb5, whose product is annotated as zinc finger and BTB domain containing 5. The transcript has 4 exons. The record is from RefSeq and is a predicted model, not a curated record. Lineage: Eukaryota; Metazoa; Chordata; Actinopteri; Perciformes; Percidae. Gene Ontology annotation, molecular function: DNA-binding transcription factor activity, RNA polymerase II-specific; protein binding; RNA polymerase II cis-regulatory region sequence-specific DNA binding. Gene Ontology annotation, biological process: regulation of transcription by RNA polymerase II. Bases 423 to 2630 code for a protein of 735 amino acids.